AUGCAAACCGUCGCGGACGCCGGCAUCGUCGUCGGCGGCGUCCUCCCAUAUGUACCCCAUGACACGUCGGGCUUCUCGUCGUGGAUCUGCUUGAUUCUAUUGGCUGCCAACAUGACGCGCGUCUGCUUUUACAUCCGGUCGCCGUUUGGCGAGACGCUCCUCGCGCAGAGCCUCGUCAUGAUAGCGGCGCAGCUCGUCAUGCUCGAGCUCGUCGUCCGCAAAGGCCGGCGCCCCACAACGUGA
Saprolegnia parasitica CBS 223.65 is the source of this 243-nucleotide messenger RNA. RefSeq lists its product as hypothetical. The record is from RefSeq and is a predicted model, not a curated record. Gene Ontology annotation, cellular component: endosome; trans-Golgi network. Lineage: Eukaryota; Oomycota; Saprolegniomycetes; Saprolegniales; Saprolegniaceae. The transcript has 2 exons. Bases 1 to 243 code for a protein of 80 amino acids. Gene Ontology annotation, biological process: retrograde transport, endosome to Golgi; phospholipid translocation.